Molecule: messenger RNA, 1933 nt
Organism: Mandrillus leucophaeus (drill)
Lineage: Eukaryota; Metazoa; Chordata; Mammalia; Primates; Cercopithecidae
Product: LEM domain-containing protein 2
Exons: 3
Biological process (GO): nuclear envelope organization; negative regulation of BMP signaling pathway
Cellular component (GO): nuclear inner membrane
Molecular function (GO): chromatin DNA binding
Source: RefSeq, a predicted model, not a curated record
GUUGAAAGGAGAAGACCAAUCUGAACUGGUGACGACCGUGGACAAGGUGGUCUGCCUGGAAUCUGCCCGCCCCCGCAUGGGUGUUGGCUGCCGCCUGAGCCGGGCCCUGCUCACUGCUGUCACCAACGUGCUCAUCUUCUUCUGGUGCUUGGCUUUUUUGUGGGGGCUCCUAAUUCUCCUAAAAUAUCGGUGGCGAAAGUUAGAAGAGGAAGAACAGGCCAUGUAUGAGAUGGUGAAGAAGAUUAUAGACGUGGUCCAGGACCAUUACGUGGACUGGGAGCAGGACAUGGAGCGCUAUCCAUAUGUAGGCAUCUUGCACGUGCGCGACAGCUUGAUCCCUCCACAGAGCCGGUGAGUUCCUGGCCGGGGCGCUGGGUGUGGGGUGAGGCGGGGUCCAACCCCACUGAGCUCCACAGAAGGAAGCCCGGAGCCUUGCAUCCGAUGUCAGCCGAGGGCAGUGCAGACCCCAGGGCCAAGAGUGGUGCUGCUCAGCAUGCUCGGCUCUUUAUAGCAGGAUAAGCUAGAGAAGACGUAUGAAAGCACGGUCCCACACCUCUGUAGAGAGAACGCUGGCAGUGGUGAUACCAGUUGGGAGACUUUGGGCUCCAAGUAACAGCAGCCCCCUCCCCCAGGGCACAAGUAGUGAAGGAGCUCCUCCGUCUCUGUAAGUGGAAAGUUCAGAGCUGCAUGGGCUCCAGGCACAGAGCAGUCAGGUCUCCGGUUCCAUUGCUCUUGUGAUUCUCGUGGUCCCACACUCCUCCACGGAUGUUAUCAGCAGACUGGGAUCCCCCAUGGUUGCAGAUAGUGGCCAACAGCAGCUGGGACACUGGCCGCCUUGUCACAGAGCAGGGAAAGUGGGCCUCCUACUACUCUCAGAAGCAAGAGAACAUGUUCCCAGUCGCCCCCAGUGACACACUCCUGGAGGCUCUAUUGACCAGAAUCUGUUAUGUGUCUGUUUAUGAAUCAGUCACUGGCAAGGAGAAGGAGAUUGUUUUUCAAACUUUCUAAACCAUGACCUGCAGUCAAAAACACCUGUUACCUGCAACAUCAUGGUCCAGUUCCCACACACCCAUGUGCACACUCAUGCAUGUACACGUAACUGAAAGCCAAGUUUCACAGCAUGAAUGGGGUCAGCUCCCGGGGCACAGAGCUUCAUGGGAAGGGGUGGCAGGGCCACUGUCAUGUGCAGCUGCAGGCGCCUUCCACAUGGGCUGUGACUGCUAGAGUUGUAUACUGGAGUCCUGACAAAACCGGGCUGGGAGAGGGCAGAGUCCCAGGAGACAGCCAGCAGGACCCCCGCGUGUUGGCUCUGGUUGUGGUCCCUCCCCAGCAGACUCUUGCUGUGGUUUCUGGCCAGAUGCUAUCAUCUGCUGCUGGGUGUUGCUGAGAGCUCACCCUUGCUGAGUGCUCGCUGGGAGCCGGGCACCGCUCAGAGCUCUCCACAGGUGCAAACUCACUCACUUGGUCCUCACCAUGGCUCACACACACCACAGAAGUGGCCUUAUUUUACAUAUAAGGAAACUGUGCUCAGGAGUCCCAUGGCUAGUGGCAUUUCUGUGCUCCCACCACCAGGCUCUACUGUCGGCAUCAUCCCUAUCUGCAACCCAAGAGGAAUCAGAAAAAUAGAGCCUUUAGCAGUCCACUUUAAGUCAGGCACACUGGCUCACACCUGUAAUCCCAGCACUUUGGGAGGCCAAAGUGGGAGGAUUGCUUGAGCCCCGGAGUUCAAGACCAGCCUGGACAACAUAGCGAAACCCCAUCUCUACAAAAAAUACACAAUUAGUGGAGCAUGGUGACACAUGCCUGUAGUCCCAGCUACUCAGGAGCCUGAGGCAGGAGGAUCACUUGAGCCCAGGAGGUCAAGGCGACAGUGAGCUAUAACUAUGCCACUGCACAUCAGCCUGGACAACAGGCCAAGACCUUGUCUCUUAUA